UUUCUUUGUCAAGGAACAUUAAAAAAAAAAAAAAAAUCCUUUCUCUAACGAGUCCAAGCUAGUUAGCUUGAUGGUUUAUGAAGACUUUUCAGACAUCACUUCCCCUAUUCGAUCAUCCGAUCAUCACUCGUUCGGUCAAUUCGAUCGUUACCCCUCGGUCAUUCGACCGUUACCUGCUCGAUCAUUCGAUCGUUACUCGUUCGGUCAAUCCGAUCGUUACCCCCUCGGUCAUUCGACCGUUACCUACUCGAUCAUUUGAUCGUUACUCGUUCGGUUACUCGAUCGUUACUCGUUCGGUCACCCGAUCGCUACUCGUUCGGUUAUCCGAUCGUUACCCCUUGGUCAUUCGACCAUUACCUGCUCGAUCAUCUAAUCGUUACUCGUUUGGUCAAUCCGAUCGUUACCUCCUCAGUCAUUCGACUGUUACCUACUUGAGCAUUCGAUCUCUAUUCGUUCGGUUAUCCGAUCGCUACCCCUUCGGUCAUUCGACCGUUACUUGCUCGAUCAUUCGAUCGUUACCUUCGGUCAUUCGACCGUUACUUGCUCGAUCAUUCGAUCGUUACUCGUUCGGUCAUCCGAUCGUUACCCCUCGGUCAUUUGGCCGUUACCUGCUCGAUCAUUCGAUCGUUACUCGGUUACUUAACCGUUAUUGCUCAAGCCUGCUCGGUCGUUUGACUGUAGCUAUCCAUCUUGCUCGGUCGUUUGACCGUAGCUAUCCCUCUUGCUCGAACAUUUCUUCCCCUCACACCCAAACCAGCCGGCAGCCAUACGCCCACGCCCGCGCCUGUGCCCCGCGCCCUACGCCUUGCGUCCCGCGCACCUGCCUCGCACCAGAUCGCCUGCACUCUGCCCCUGCACACCCGAGCCAUCAUGCCCCCUACGCCCCUGCUGCUGCACCGAACCAGCCCUUGCCGUCUGCUGCGCCGAACCCACGUUGCUUGCACGCCUGCACUCUGCGCCGAACCCACGUUGCUUGCACGCCUGCACUCUGCGCCAGCAAUCAUGCCCUCUGCUCGCUACAGUACCUGCCAGAAAAUCUUCAUCAUUAUUGAUUGACAGAGCAAGGCCUCUUUUCAUUAUUUAUUAUUUAUUUUAUCUUUUAUUUUGGGUAUAUAUAUAGGAAAAAUCAGAUUGAGGGUGGGGUGGGUAUUGAUUUUAGGGGGUUGGUUUUGGGUAUUGAUUUUGGGUCUGUUUGGUUGGGGAGUUUCGGCUGAGCUUCGAGAGCAAUAGAAGGGGUUUUUCUGGUUGAUUUUCGGAGCUGGAAGGGGAUCUCUUCUGGUAUUGAGGCCGGGGUUUCUACUUUUGGAGUUUGAUUUGGGAGUCAUUGUUCUGGGUUUCGGGGAAGGAGAGAGAAGAAAACCGAGCUGAUUCCGGCGAUAUUUCAGCCUCCUUUUGCUAGGUAUUUUCCUGCAACAGAGGAGUCUUUUUGGGGAGGCAGUGAGGGGAAUGAUCUGGGCUUGAUCUCGUGGGUGGGAUCCGUCAGAUCGGACUCCGAUCUGUUACCCAAAAAGCUCCGCCGUGUUUGCUUCUUUUGCCUUUCUGUUUCCGUGACAUGCUUUUGUGAUGUUUACGUUUGUAUAUGUUUAUUGAAAAUCAAUGAAAGAUAAAAAAAAGUUCAGUUC
Rubroshorea leprosula is the source of this 1622-nucleotide messenger RNA. The record is from the annotation of a GenBank genome assembly. Lineage: Eukaryota; Viridiplantae; Streptophyta; Magnoliopsida; Malvales; Dipterocarpaceae.